CUUUGGGAUUUCACUCAAUUCAAUAGCCUUCACUAUUGUAGAAUAUUGAUAUCCCCCCAUGAAACUCUCAUUUCUGCUCUGGCUAGCGCUGGUCCGAAUAGUGUGGAACCAAACGAGUACUGGGAUUGGGGAGGAAGAACCAAUUCAAAAAGGCAGAACAGCGACCACCAACGCGACUGCCAACACGACCGCCAACGCCGCCGUCUCGAUCGGGCACCUGGCGUCGUUGCGAAUGCUAAAGAUGGAUCGCAUCCAAUUUGGGGCAGGACAUAUCUGUGCUGGGUCCCUGAUCCGCGUCAAUGCAGUGCUGACCGCUGCCCAGUGCUUUGUGAACCAGGAGCUCUAUGAUGGUAGCUUCCUGCCCAUGUCCGACUUUGUAGUGGUGCUGGGAACACCCAACCGUUUCCAGGGGAGCCGCAACACCAUGAUCUUCAGGCUGAAAUAUCGCGUCUUAAUGCAGGACGUGUUCGAUCUGAAAAUGUUCGAAAUGGACGUGGCCCUAAUCAUCCUCUCAUCAUCUGUGCCCGAGCAGCAUGCUGUGGUGAAACCCAUCCCGAUCACCGAGCAAACCUUUAGACGUGCCACCGAGUGCCAUAUGUCCGGCUGGGGCCGCAAUCCAUACGGUUAUAGCUCUGAGUCAAUAGUGUCCGUUGCCGUCACAGUCAUUGGCCCCCGCAUAUGCCGCCUCAAGCAGUUGACGCAGGAGUUCUUCGCGCCACCGGGAAUGUUAUGUGCCAAACACCUGAACAAGCUAAAACGCAGCUUCUGCACCGGGGACGCUGGCGGUUCGCUGGUGUGCCAGGGGAAGCUGGCCGGCAUCAUAUCAUGGGGCGUCAAGUGCUCAGAUCCCUACCAUCCCGGCAUCUACACCAAUGUGCUAUACUAUGACCAAUGGAUAAAUGAGAGCCUGGCCAAUCCCACCCAACAGGACGAGUACUUCGCGCAGAUCGGUAAACCAAAGGCCAGUGCGGCAACUGGCAUAAGACCGAGACCCUGCCUCAUUCGUUCCAUGCGUUUCUUAGUUCAAUCAAUAUACGAUCGAAAAAUAUUGAACAUGAUAUAUUUUAUAUAGGACCUGACGGAGACAGCAAUAUUUCGUCAAAAAACGAAUCUUAAUGGCAAAAGAAAAAAAAUUGAUGACUUACUGAUACAUUAAUAUUUUAUUUGCAUUAUUGUCAGAGCAAUUUAGUUUGUGCCCUUUUUUUAAUUAAU
Molecule: messenger RNA, 1212 nt
Organism: Drosophila miranda
Lineage: Eukaryota; Metazoa; Arthropoda; Insecta; Diptera; Drosophilidae
Product: trypsin eta-like
Exons: 2
Coding region: 59-1072 (337 amino acids)
Biological process (GO): proteolysis
Molecular function (GO): serine-type endopeptidase activity
Source: RefSeq, a predicted model, not a curated record